ACGCAGCGGUCGAUACCAACACCACCAAGCACAACCCGGCGAGAGGAGAACGAUCGAGAGCCAUCGAGCGUACGGCAAGAUGCAGAUCUUCGUGAAGACGCUGACCGGGAAGACCAUCACGCUGGAGGUGGAGUCCUCGGACACCAUCGACAACGUCAAGGCCAAGAUCCAGGACAAGGAAGGUAUCCCGCCGGACCAGCAGCGCCUCAUCUUCGCCGGGAAGCAGCUCGAGGAUGGCCGCACUUUGGCCGAUUACAACAUCCAAAAGGAGUCGACGCUUCACCUCGUGCUGCGCCUCCGCGGCGGCAGCCGAGGUCAAUACCCCAAGAACCUCGAGCCCAACCUCCGCAUCCUUGCUCAAAAGUACAAUGAGAACAAACUAGUCUGCCGCAGGUGCUAUGCACGCCUACCCCUCAGGGCCACCAACUGCCGCAAGAAGAAGUGUGGACAUAACAAUCAGAUAAGGGAAAAGAAGAGGUUUAUGUCCAAGUUUGGGAGCGAUUCUUGAACAUUGGAAGUGAUGCUGAAGCAACCAUCUACCGUCAUAUAUAGUGGAGUUUAAGUUCUAUCCUAGUUUUAAGUCAUGUUAGAUUUUGCUAAAUCGUCUAGCGCCAUAGAUAUUGGAGUCAGUUUUGUCCAGUCCGGAGUUUGAACCUAUGUAUAUAUGCUUUAGAACAUAUAUCUAUCAAAUAUCCAUAUUAUA
Messenger RNA from Triticum urartu, 703 nucleotides. RefSeq names its product ubiquitin-ribosomal protein eL40z fusion protein-like. Gene Ontology annotation, molecular function: structural constituent of ribosome; protein binding. Lineage: Eukaryota; Viridiplantae; Streptophyta; Magnoliopsida; Poales; Poaceae. Gene Ontology annotation, biological process: translation. The record is from RefSeq and is a predicted model, not a curated record. Gene Ontology annotation, cellular component: ribosome.